Adineta ricciae is the source of this 1074-nucleotide messenger RNA. Lineage: Eukaryota; Metazoa; Rotifera; Eurotatoria; Adinetida; Adinetidae. The record is from the annotation of a GenBank genome assembly.
AUGACAACGGCGAACAGUUCAAAUGAAAAUUUUACUAUAGAAGAUUUGGAUUCACUUUUAGACGGACUUACUGAGGAGGAACUCGAUAAAAUUAAUGACUUUGUCGAUCCUGAGAAUACAUAUUUACCAGCGAGUGACCGUUGCAAGUCGCAAACAAAAAAAAGUGCAACAGGUCCCUAUGAUCGCAAUAAACUCUUGACGUUUCUCACCGAACAAGGACAAAAUGAAAAGGAUUGGGAAGAACAAAAACCUUAUGUACCUGGCGAAAAAAAAGGCAAAGUUUGGGAGCCGCCUGCAGUUGUUAAACAAACGACCGAGGAUGAUGAGUUUCUCGCGCCAACCGAAUGGGACGAUGUGUUAACAAAUGCUAGUGAAACAGAGAUCGUCGAACUUGCUGCUAUUUUGGGUUUUACUGGUUUGAUCAAUCAAGUUCAAUAUCAUGCGGCUGUUAUGGAUAAGGUUUCAUCGGUUAAUUCCGGCGGCUGGAAUGCUGCAGCGAAGGCUGAAGCACUACGAAUCGUUCCUCCGGAACCCGAUAAUACAACUGAUGUUGAAGAUUGUAUCAAAAAAGCAUCUGCUAAUGAUAAGGACCUAACCCGUAUUAACAUAAACAAUAUUCGCGAUGUGAAAGCUGAUGUACUAAAAGAUCUACUGAACGCAUUGAAAGAGAAUACGCACGUUGAGGUUCUUGAAAUGGCCAAUGUCGGCAUGACCGAUAUUGCUGGUCGAACUCUUGCUGAGCUCAUCGAAGCAAAUUCAACGUUGAAAACAGUCAAUGCGGAAUCUAAUCGUUUAACAGGUCCAAUCAUUACUGAAAUCGUCCGAAGUACAUUAAAAAACCAGACAGUAAUCGAAUUACGUCUAUCAAAUCAACCAACGAAUCGUUCGCAAAUUCUCGGCAAUCGAGUUGAAAUGGAAGUCGCGGAUGCUAUCGCACAGAAUAACACAAUUCUUCGCUUGAAUUUACACUUCGAUACGCUUGGACCACGAAUCCGUGUCACCGAAAAACUUAAGCAAAAUCUUGAUGCUUUGCGUAAAAAACGUCUUUCAGCUAAACAAGAAACUAAAAACUAA